Molecule: messenger RNA, 1019 nt
Organism: Neurospora crassa OR74A
Lineage: Eukaryota; Fungi; Ascomycota; Sordariomycetes; Sordariales; Sordariaceae
Exons: 2
Coding region: 1-672 (223 amino acids)
Source: RefSeq, a predicted model, not a curated record
AUGGCGCAUAUUUUCAGAAGGAGAAAGACAUCCGACCUCCACGGUGAUGAUGUUGAGCUUGCCGAGGUUUUGAAGGCAAUCGCGGCCAAGUUCUCACACAAACCCUGGUAUCCUGACGACGAGGAAGCGCAACAGUACCGUCAGUUUGGCAUUCGGAGCCUCAAGAAGUUCUUGCGCGACCUGCCGUCUCAAGGCAGCGAUGAGCUGCGCGAUGCCGUGACUGCGUUGAAGGCCGAUUUGGUCUCUGACCCCGAUCUGCCUGCGCCCAACACCGAGUCAAGCACCGCCGUGGCACAGUCAUCGUCUACGGGAAAACGUACCUUCGCGCAAACUGACGACGGCGAAACCCAAGAGGCACCCCCGCUAAAGCGCGUCAAGACCCACGAGGAGGCACCCGACUUCACUGUCUACACCAAAGGCGCCUACACCGUCCACGUCUCCGAAGGUGGUACCCCCGCUGUUGAACUCAACCUGAACGGCCCGGCUACCGUCCAGAUCAAGACCUCGAGCACAUCAGCAUCUGCCCCUGGUGCUGCGCCUUCUCGCCCGGAUCCUGUCCCUGCCCCUUUCUUCAAGCCGUAUAUUCUGCGUCGUUGCGGCGCAUACCCAGGAACUUACCAUCAGAUGAGCCCUUCUGAUCCCAGGCCGGCACCGUGCUGCACCUAUCCUUGAGAUGCGCGCAUGUCAUCUUCGAUCGAUGUCGGAACCACAGCGGGACGGGCAAGGUCGGUUUGUGUAUCGGGGUUCAGGCUGUCGUUACAUGCUGCCAACUCGCUGAAUGCUGGUCGAGCAAUCUCACUCGCCACUACGAAUGAGCAGCUGCUGGUUCAUAGCUGGACCUGUGAAUACAAGGGAGGAAGGAGGAUUAUAUGGCUUCGCGGGUUUGGACUGUCUCUCACUGCUGGCAUAAAAAGGCGUACGACAUCACCGUAACAGACCUUGACUACAGAAUCAGGGCAGGUAGUACAAAGCACUUUGCGAGCUUUCGAAAUGUCUACAGUUCCAACUAUCAUUAUGUC